AUGAGUUAUUUACUUCCAUCACUUUCCACCAAAAAUGAAAUUAAUGAUGUUAUACGCAACACAGAAGAUUUAGUUUUAGCUUUAAGAUUUGGUAAAGCAGAAGAUUCUAUAUGUUUACAAUUAGAUCAUAUUGUAGAUCAUACUAAAUUUAUUGGAACAUUUGCUUCAAAACAAGAUUUUAAUGACUUGAUAGAAGUCAUUUACCGUGGUGCUAUGAGAGGAAAAUUGAUAGUUGAAUGCAUUUAUACCAAAUUAACAUCUAAUGUAAUAGAAGGCGAAAUACCAAUAAAUUGUCCAAACGAUUGGAAAUAUCCUCAUCAAUUCAAUGAUAAGAAUAAAGAAGAACAAGAGUCAUUGAAGAUUCGGCUGGUUUGUAUGAAUGAUGAUGAGGGAAUUAGAGAUGUGGAUAUCAGGAUGAGGGCGAGAAUUGGGCGAGAAAAAAAUUAG
This is a messenger RNA of Entrophospora sp. SA101, 447 nucleotides long. The record is from the annotation of a GenBank genome assembly. Lineage: Eukaryota; Fungi; Glomeromycota; Glomeromycetes; Entrophosporales; Entrophosporaceae.